AUGUCCAUCGCCAACUGGACCUUACUCCACCCUUCUGCCUUCAUUCUUGUCGGGAUCCCAGGACUGCAAGACUUCCACACCUGGAUCGCCAUCCCCUUCUGCUCCAUCUACAUUGUCUCCCUUCUGGGGAACUGCCUCCUCCUGGGGGUGGUCAAGAAUGAGCCAGGCCUCCAUGAGCCCAUGUACUUGUUCCUCUGCAUGCUGGCAGUCGCUGACCUUGUGGUCUCCACCACCACCUUACCCAAAAUCCUGAGUAUUUUCUGGUUUCGGGACAGAAGCAUCCAUGCCAAUGCCUGCCUGGCCCAGGUUUUCCUCAUCCAUUCUUUUUCUACCAUGGAGUCAGGUUUCUUUGCCGCCAUGGCCUUUGACCGCUAUGUGGCGAUAUGCAACCCCCUGAGGCACGCUGCCAUCCUGACCCAUACAGCCAUCGGCCAGAUCGGCCUGGCUGUCUUGAUCCGAGGGGCCGUGCUGCUGUGCCCCCACCCUAUUCUGCUGAAGCAGCUGCUGUAUUGCAGGGGCAACGUCAUCUCUCACACCUACUGCGAGUUCAUGGCACUGGUGAAACUGGCCUGCGCCGACACCCGGGCAUCCAAAGCCUACAGCUUGACAGUUGCCUUUCUAACUGGAGGGCUGGAUUUCAUCUUCAUCAUUGUGUCCUACAUCCUGAUCCUCCGGACGGUGUUCCAACUUCCUUCCAAGGAGGCACGGGUCAAAUCCCUCGGCACCUGUGGUUCCCACGUCUGCGUGAUCUUGAUCACGUACACCCCAGCAUUCUUCUCCUUCCUCACUCACCGAUUUGGCCACACAGUUGCUCCCUCUGUCCACAUUAUUAUUGCCAACAUCUAUGUCCUAAUUCCACACAUGAUGAACCCCAUCAUCUAUGGGGUGAGAACGAAAAAGAUCCGCGAAAGAGUUCUAUAUGUGUUUACUCAGAAGUAA
Messenger RNA from Elgaria multicarinata webbii, 939 nucleotides. Its product is annotated as olfactory receptor 52P1-like. The record is from RefSeq and is a predicted model, not a curated record. The coding region runs from base 1 to 939 and encodes 312 amino acids. Gene Ontology annotation, biological process: G protein-coupled receptor signaling pathway. The transcript is spliced from 2 exons. Gene Ontology annotation, cellular component: plasma membrane. Gene Ontology annotation, molecular function: G protein-coupled receptor activity; olfactory receptor activity. Lineage: Eukaryota; Metazoa; Chordata; Lepidosauria; Squamata; Anguidae.